ACAUCCUUUAAUUAUGUGUUCUGGACGGUGUUGUAAAUCCUACGGCAUAUUUACAGUGACCUUGCUGUUUAUUGUCGCUAUUUUACUAUUUGUAAUUAUACCAGUUACCUUCAUGUUUAGUGCAAGCAUACAAAAGAGCAUAGUGUUUCCCACAUACUUAAUAGAUGCGAAGAAUUACUCAGAUUUCGAAAAGUAUGGCAUUACAGGAGUGCGAAACAUGUACAUUGAUGUUUCGUAUCCCCAUUCUGAAAAUGUUACUCUUGGCGUCUGGCAAAUUUUGCCCAUGGAAAUCGUCAGCGAUAUUGUGAAAAAUGAGGAAUAUAAUUUCGAUGGGGUCCUGUCGAAUGAAAAGUACAAUAUUUUAUUGUAUCUGCAUGGAAAUGGCUCAGACCGAACCAAUUCGAUCAAUCUCUACGAACUGUUAAGAGAGUUUUUUCAUAUAUUUGCAGUGGAUUAUAGAGGAUAUGGGGAUUCUACAGGAUUCAACCUAACAGACACCAACAUAGUAAACGACAUGGCAUUCAUCUACAAGUGGCUUCGGGAGAGAAGUCGAGCGAAGAUCUUCGUUUGGGGACACUCGCUGGGCACCGGCGUGGCCACGCAUUUAAUAUCCGAUCUUAAAAAGAGCAAUGAAAGUGUCGCCGGUUUAGUGUUGGAGGCACCUUUUACUUCGGUUGUGGACGUUAUGAAGACUUCUCCUUUAAUUAAGUUCUACUCAUUUCUGCCCUGGCUUCACACAACAAUCUUAAACCCAAUAAUAAAACGGGAUAUCAACUUCGACUCGAAAACUUACAUCACAAAUGUGGACUGUCCCAUAAUGAUUUUGCAUGCAGAGGACGAUGAAGCGAUUCCGUUCAGUAUUGCAACCGAGCUGUAUUAUACUGCAGUGAAUCACCGAAACUUCACUUACCAGGGCAAUGUAACUUACCACUUAUACUCCCCAAAUGGUUAUGGGCACAUGUGUCUCUACUUAGAAACCGAUUUGCCGCAUCAAAUAGAUGUGUUCGUUGAUCAAUGCCUGGAAUUCGCUAAGGACAGAUUAAGCGAACGGAGUUAAGCUCACAUUUUUAUAUUUUUAUUUCAAGUACACUGUAAAAUUUACAACGUAAAAUUAAAGCAGAUACACUGUUUCUCAAAUAUAAAUAUCGAACAUAAAA
This is a messenger RNA of Dendroctonus ponderosae (mountain pine beetle), 1157 nucleotides long. RefSeq names its product lysophosphatidylserine lipase ABHD12. Lineage: Eukaryota; Metazoa; Arthropoda; Insecta; Coleoptera; Curculionidae. Gene Ontology annotation, cellular component: endoplasmic reticulum membrane. The record is from RefSeq and is a predicted model, not a curated record. Bases 14 to 1057 code for a protein of 347 amino acids. Gene Ontology annotation, molecular function: phosphatidylcholine lysophospholipase A1 activity; monoacylglycerol lipase activity. The transcript is spliced from 7 exons. Gene Ontology annotation, biological process: monoacylglycerol catabolic process; phosphatidylserine catabolic process.